Monomorium pharaonis (pharaoh ant) is the source of this 1490-nucleotide messenger RNA. Its product is annotated as TNF receptor-associated factor 6. The record is from RefSeq and is a predicted model, not a curated record. The coding region runs from base 32 to 967 and encodes 311 amino acids. Gene Ontology annotation, molecular function: protein binding. The transcript is spliced from 5 exons. Lineage: Eukaryota; Metazoa; Arthropoda; Insecta; Hymenoptera; Formicidae.
AAUUCACAACGUACCGUUCAUAUGCGACGAGAUGUCGAGAAUCAUACAUUACUCCAUAUCAUUGUUUUGUCUCGUUUCGUUUUAUUUGGCAUGUGAUGGCGUGAGUGAAUCUUUAUGGAAAAUCCCGACAAUUGAGGCCAAUGUCAGUAGCGACGAUGUCACAGAAACACAACAUACUAUUUGCAAGAUCGCAACAGAAGAUGUAAUCGCGAACGCACGUGCCACUGUUACAACAGUACUCACCGGAGCCUGUAAGGCAAAAACAAUGGAUGAAAAAUUCGCAAAUCUCGAAGAAAAGUUGAGCAGAGAAUUUGCUGAUGUUAAAUGGUUACUUUACAACAUUCUGGAGCAACAACCGAAUUAUUUGAAAAGUGUACGAAAUGCUAAUCUUCACGACGCGUUUGACAGUUAUUUAUCCCCGAGACAAAACGAGAUCUAUAAAUUCAAUAACACCAUGCAAAAUUUGAAUGGUUCGACGAAUGUAUUCAUCUAUUACUGGCAGGUGAGUAACUUCAACGUGAUGCUGAUGAGCUGGCAGACUGGUCGUUCAAUGCGCAGCCCUACCUUCUACGCGGGUCGCAGCGGUUAUGCCAUGUAUCUGAAAAUUACUCCAAAAUAUUUCCCCGAUGGCACGAUCUUCGUAGGUGUUGGACUGACUCGUGGCCGUUACGAUUCCGUUCUCGCAUGGCCGUUUCCUCACAGAAUCCGUCUCGAGGUAUUAGAUCAGUCUUUGAGAGGCAUGCAUGAAGAUCGACUAUCUCGAAUUUGGGAUCCAGCGAUGCUUUGUACAGAAGAUUUCUGGGGUAGACCCUUGAGAGUGACGGAUAAUCCGGUAUGUGUCGGACUAAGUAUUCCCAGGCGUGUAAUUCUAUCAAAAUCAUUAUCAAUGUCGUCUCAACGAUAUUCAGGAAAUGCGAGGUAUAUGUGGAAUGGAAAUGUGUUAAUAAAACUUAUCGUUUAUCUAUAGAUUAUUUAAGAUAUAGUUAUAACAGAAAGCGGUAUUUAUACUCUUGUAAUGUUUAUACGUUUGCUGCUAUUAUUGAACAAAAUGUGUAACAAUUUAUUAUAAAAAAACAAGCAAAAGCAAAGUAAAUAAAAUUAUUAUUUUAUAUAUUAAUUAACUAGAUAACAGAUUUUAUAGGAUUUAUUGAAUACAAUCGAGAUUUAAUUUAACAGUUGUUUAAAAAAGAUAUAGAUAUAGAUCUUAAAAUUAUUUUUAAUUAACAAAUUGAGUCAUUUGUCGGGAGGACAAGGUGCGUACAAAUAAAUACAUAACUAUCAAAGUGCUCCUGCAAAUAAAUAUUUCUAAUCUAAUUCUAACUAACACCAAUAUUAUACUGAUUACAUUUUUAUAUGCUUCUUUUAUGAACAAUACAUUUGUAGCAGUAAAGUUUUCGGAAGUUGUAAGUAAAAUAAAAUGUCAUAUAUUAAUUAUAUAAUUUUCUUAUUUAAAUUUAGAUUUCUUUAAUCGAUGAUUUUAUAUAACAAAA